CUGAAAUUUGUGAGAUGAAUCUUUUGAGCCUAGUUACUCUGUGAUUGGACAAUAUUUGUCAAAUAAAAACGAAAGUGCUACAGUAGUCAAAAACCCAAAAUUUUGCGAACUAAACCAGGCCUCAGCAUCACGUUGGUGGAGAUCAAUUCAGCAUCACGUUGACUACUGGACACCAGAUUUUGCAAAGAUUCUUCUAUUUAGCAAUACUUCGUGAGAAACAGGCCAAGGCAACAGGAGGGGCUAAGCACAUACUUCAUUGAGGGUUGACAAGGAGAAGUAUCCCCUAAAAUGGUGGACACAAGCAGUUUGAGGUUCUUCUACUCAACUUCAUUUGCUUUACUACUUCCCUCCCUGACCUGCCUUGUAUUUCCUUGCUGCAAAUUAACAUGUGCAUUAGACACCCUCCUUCCUGGUCAAUUCCUGAACGAGAAUCAGAGCCUCAUCUCAAAAAAUGGUGCCUUCAAGUUGGGUUACGACUGCUAUAUUCCUCAAGGUUAUUGUGGUUUGGGUAUCUGGUUUGCUAAACCAUCAUCUUGUAAUCGUGAGUAUUUUCCUCUUUGGCAACCUGAUGCAUACUCUUAUGAUCGAGCAUCAUUUAUCCUCUCAGUCUCAGAUAAUGGUGUGCUAAAUUAUACCAUAUAUGGAGGUGAUAUUUGGUCCACGCCCGUCACCAGGACCACUUCUAUCUCUGCUGCUGCAGUGCUUCUUGGCAAUGGAAAUCUUGUAAUAAGAGAUCGAGUAAACAGUUCCAUGGUUAUUUGGCAGAGUUUUGAUAACCCGACUAAUGUACUGCUCCCUGGACAACAUCUGGGAUUCAAUAAAAUCAAUGGCAAGAAAAUCACCCUUUGUAGUUCUUUAGACCCCUAUGGCAUGGGGUUGACGUUUACUUUGUCACUAGAUGCAACUAGAAGGCGAAGUUUUAUUAUCCGGCAGCAUCCUAAUGGUCAGAUGUUUGCUGGUACCUUCCCAGGAUGGAUGGGCAUUCAUGAAGAUGGAGACCAUAUGCUAACAUUCAAUGACGUAUAUGCAUACAUACGUUUAAAUGAAUCUGGUUUUGUUACAUUCGCUAAACAAAGGGAAUGUGAUUCUAUUUUGUGGUCUGCCCCAGAAAGUUUAUGUGAAUUUCAUUCAUAUUGUGGACCUUACAGCCUUUGCACAUUGUCAGGCUCUUGUAUAUGCCCUGUUGGUUUCAACUCACUAUCGAGCAAUGCUGCAUGGAUUUCGACUGGUUGUUUGAGAGAUUAUCCUCUGAAUUGUGAAAAUGGGGAAGUGACAUGUUAUCCAAUAGAUGGCAUCCAUAGAUAUCCCCAGAAAGCUUUCACGUUGGAAGUUACAAACAUGAGUGAGUGUGAAUCCGCUUGCUUAAGAGACUGUACCUGUACUGCCUUUGCUUACAAUGCAAGUUGCUUACUAUGGUUUCGGGAGCUGCGGAGUACAAUAGUACUUGAUUCUGAUCUAAAUGGCAACCGUUUGUACAUAUGUAGAUCAACCAAACAACAGUCAGGUUCUAGAAUUGUUCCUUGGAAUGGUUCUUCGAAAGAAAGAAUUGUUCCUUGGAAAAGAUUGGUUCUUGAAUCGAUGAUCGGAGUGAUAGCCGUCAUUGUUAUGAGUCUGAUUCUUUUGUUGAGAUGCAGACAAAAGCUUUUGAAGGCUAGAACAGUGGGUGGCAGUGGAAGUCUUAUGGUAUUCUCUUUUGUACAAAUAAAGAACUCAAGCAAACAAUUCUCUGAAAAACUUGGAGAAGGAGGUUUCGGCUGCGUUUUCAAAGGGAUGUUGCCAAGCUGCACUAUGGUGGCUAUCAAGAAGCUAAAAGGCCUCAGACAGGAAGACAAGCAAUUUCGAGCAGAGGUGCAGACCAUAGGUAUGAUUCAGCACAUCAAUAUUGUCCAUCUGCUUGGGUUUUGCGCUGAAGGUAGUGGAAGGUUCCUAGUGUAUGAAUAUAUGGCGAAUGGUUCUUUGAGCAACCAUCUAUUUUCCGAGAAUUCCUUUAAGUUAAGCUGGGAGCUGCGGUACUCGAUAGCACUUGGAAUUGCACGAGGUUUGGCUUAUCUGCAUGAGGGAUGCAAGGAUUGUAUUGUACACUGCGAUAUAAAGCCAGAUAAUGUGCUUCUUGAUGCAGAGUUCUGUCCUAAGAUUGCAGAUUUUGGCAUGGCAAAGCUUCUUGGUCGAGAUUACAGUAGGGUACUGACAACAAUGCGAGGGACUAUCGGAUAUCUUGCACCGGAGUGGAUCACAGGGGUACCAAUAACACAUAAGGCUGAUGUCUAUAGCUAUGGAAUGGUUCUCCUAGAAAUCAUAUCAGGGCGAAGGAAUUCUGAGAAAAUUAAGGAGGGGAGGUUUACUUACUUUCCGAUCUAUGCCGCAGUUAAGGUGAAUGAAGGAGGUAUCAUGUGCCUGCUGGAUAGUGGUUUGAAGGGCAAUGCUGAUGCCGAGAAGCUAGAGAGAGCCUGUAGAGUUGCAAGCUGGUGUAUUCAGGAUGCUGAAGAUCACAGGCCGAUGAUGGGGCAGGUUGUUCGCAUGCUGGAAGGUGUCAUGGAUGUUCAAGUCCCUCCUGUUCCCAGGUCACUCCAAAACUAUGUCGGCAUGGAGGAUUCUACCUCUGCAGAUUUUUACAUUUCUGAAGUCUCGUGUUAGUCCAAUCUGAGCCUUUUGUCCUUUGCACUGCUUCAGAACUGAAUCUGAAUGAAACACACGCACACACAGUUGUUGUGUACUGCAGUUUUACUUAUUUGUGGACUCUUAAGAAUGUAGUAUUAAGUAUUGCAAAUGUAUCUUUUUUUCGAAAGAUCCGUUGCCGGCUUUCAUUUAUAAGAAGGAGCAUCAAUUACAGUAUUUACAUGGCGCCAGAGGCACCUUUUUGCA
Molecule: messenger RNA, 2862 nt
Organism: Sorghum bicolor (sorghum)
Lineage: Eukaryota; Viridiplantae; Streptophyta; Magnoliopsida; Poales; Poaceae
Product: G-type lectin S-receptor-like serine/threonine-protein kinase At2g19130
Exons: 2
Coding region: 289-2634 (781 amino acids)
Biological process (GO): recognition of pollen; protein phosphorylation
Molecular function (GO): protein serine/threonine kinase activity; ATP binding
Source: RefSeq, a predicted model, not a curated record